AUGAAGAUAAAGCAAUACCGAAAUGAGAGUUUCACAACCAGAACUGUUGAUAAUUAUGGAUGCUCUGAGUGUGGGAAAUGCUUCAUUGAUAGUUCAACCCUCAUCUCACAUCGUCGAAUCCACACAGGAGAGCGGCCCUACACAUGCUCUGAGUGUGGGAAAAGCUUGUGUUGGCACUCACACCUUAUCACUCAUUGUAGAAUCCACACAGGAGAGACACCCUACACAUGCUCUGAGUGCGGGAAAAGCUUCAGUCGGAGCUCACACCUUAUCACGCAUCAGACAAUCCACACGGGUGAGAAACCUUAUGGAUGCGCUGAGUGCGGGAAACGCUUCAAUCGGCACUCACACCUUAUCACACAUAGAAGAAUCCACACUGGGGAGAAACCUUAUGGAUGCUCUGAGUGCGGGAAAUGCUUCACUGAUAGUUCAGCCCUCAUCUCACACCAGCGAAUCCACACAGGAGAGACGCCCUACACAUGCUCUGAGUGUGGGAAAAGCUUCAAUCAGCGCUCACACCUUACCACACAUCAGACAAUCCACACAGGUGAGAAACCUUAUGGAUGCUCCGAGUGUGGGAUACGCUUCAAUCGGAGCUCACAGCUUAUCACCCAUCGAAGAAUCCACACAGGAGAGAAACCCUACACGUGCUCUGAGUGUGUGGAGAUGAGAGAGAGACGCUACAUGUGCCAUGAGUGCGGGAAAAGCUUCAAGCAGAGCUCACACCUUAGCGCACAUCAGAGAAUCCACACAGGGGAGACGCCCUACACGUGCUCUGAGUGCGGGAAAAGCUUCAAUCGGAGCUCUCACCUUAUCGCACAUCAGAGAAUUCACACGGGGGAGACGCCCUACACGUGCGCUGAGUGCGGGAAAAGCUUUGGGCAUAUCUCAACCCUUAUCACACACCAGAGAAUCCACACAGGGGAGACGCCCUACACGUGCUUUGAGUGCGGGAAAAGCUUCAAUCAGCGCUCAAACCUUACCACACAUCAGAGAAUCCACACAGGGGAGACGCCCUACACGUGCUCUGAGUGCGGGAAAAGCUUCAAUCAGCGCUCAAACCUUAUCAGACAUCAGAAAAUCCACACACGAGAGACGCCCUACACGUGCGCUGAGUGCGGGAAAAGCUUCAGUCAGCGCUCACACCUUAUCACACAUCAGAGAAUCCACACAGGAGAGACGCCCUACACGUGCUCUGAGUGCGGGAAAAGCUUCAGUCAGCGCUCAAGCCUUAUCACACAUCAGAGAAUCCACACAGGGGAGACGCCCUACACAUGCGCUGAGUGCGGGAAAAGGUGCAGUCUGCGCUCAAACCUUAUCAGACAUCAGAGAAUCCACACUGGGGAGACGCCCUACAAGUGCGCUGAGUGCGGGAAAAGCUUCAAGCUGCGCUCAAUCCUUAUCACACAUCAGAGAAUCCACACAGGGGAGACGCCCUACACAUGCUUUGAGUGCGGGAAAAGCUUCAGUCAGCGCUCAAGCCUUAUUAUACAUCAGAGAAUCCACACAGGGGAGACGCCCUACACGUGCUCUGAGUGCGAGAAAAGCUUCAGCCAGCGCUCAAACCUUAUCACACAUCAGAGAAUCCACACAGGAGAGCAGCCCUACAUGUGCGCUGAGUGCGGGAAAAGCUUCAGUUGGCGCUCAAACCUUAUCAAACAUCAGAGAAUCCACACAGGGGAGACGCCCUACACGUGCGCUGAGUGCGGGAAAAGCUUCCGUCUGCGCUCAAUCCUUAUCACACAUCAGAGAAUCCACACAGGGGAGAAGCCCUACACAUGCGCUGAGUGCGGGAAAAGCUUCAGUCAGCGCUCACACCUUAUCAGACAUCAGAGAAUCCACACAGGAGAGACGCCCUACACGUGCACUGAGUGCGGGAGAAGCUUCAGUCGGCGCUCAAACCUUAUCACACAUCAGAGAAUCCACACAUGA
Messenger RNA from Mauremys reevesii (Reeves's turtle), 1932 nucleotides. Its product is annotated as zinc finger protein 850-like. Lineage: Eukaryota; Metazoa; Chordata; Testudines; Geoemydidae. The coding region runs from base 1 to 1932 and encodes 643 amino acids. The transcript is spliced from 5 exons. The record is from RefSeq and is a predicted model, not a curated record. Gene Ontology annotation, biological process: negative regulation of transcription by RNA polymerase II; regulation of immune system process; regulation of cytokine production.